This is a messenger RNA of Ipomoea nil (Japanese morning glory), 570 nucleotides long. RefSeq lists its product as uncharacterized. The record is from RefSeq and is a predicted model, not a curated record. The coding region runs from base 1 to 570 and encodes 189 amino acids. NCBI's taxonomy places the organism in Eukaryota, Viridiplantae, Streptophyta, Magnoliopsida, Solanales, Convolvulaceae. The transcript has a single exon.
AUGAAACAGCCACCAGGCUACGAGGAUUCGACUAAUCCGGGGCAUGUCUGUCACUUACAGCAUUCCCUAUAUGGCUUGAAACAGGCACCACGGGCCUGGUUCAAGAGAUUGCAUGAUUUCUUAUUGUCUGCAGGGUUUAACUCAUCGAAAACAAAUGUCUCUUUGUUUUACUAUACUGCUGGGGGCGCACGGGUGUUUCUGCUUGUGUAUGUUGACGACAUUAUUAUGAUGGGGACUGACGCAACUUUGGUCACUACUUUAUUGGGUCGUUUGGCUUCUACCUUUAAAAUACGGGAUCUUGGGAGCCCACGGUUCUUCUUAGGCAUUGAGACAGUUCCAUUUGACAAUGGUCUCCUUCUUUCACAACGCCGCUAUAUGACUGAUCUCCUAGGGCGGUCUGGGAUGGCUGACUGUAAGCCACUUACCACACCGGCCGCUGUCACAAAGUCAGUCAUACAGACAGAUGAGUUGCAUGACAACCCGACUCAAUAUCGUCGCAUAGUUGGUGCCCUGCAAUAUCUAACCAUUACACGGCCUGAUCUUCCAUAUGCAGUCAAUCGCCUAUGCUAG